This is a messenger RNA of Maudiozyma barnettii, 474 nucleotides long. RefSeq names its product glucosamine 6-phosphate N-acetyltransferase (gene GNA1). The record is from RefSeq and is a predicted model, not a curated record. The coding region runs from base 1 to 474 and encodes 157 amino acids. Gene Ontology annotation, molecular function: monosaccharide binding; glucosamine 6-phosphate N-acetyltransferase activity. Gene Ontology annotation, cellular component: Golgi apparatus; endoplasmic reticulum-Golgi intermediate compartment; endoplasmic reticulum. NCBI's taxonomy places the organism in Eukaryota, Fungi, Ascomycota, Saccharomycetes, Saccharomycetales, Saccharomycetaceae. Gene Ontology annotation, biological process: UDP-N-acetylglucosamine biosynthetic process. The transcript has a single exon.
AUGACGACUAUUAUCCCAGACGGCUUCACCGUAAGAAGAAUUGAUUCUCGCGAUUUUGACGGAGCUAAAGUAGCAUUGGCUGGAUUAACUACAGUUGGGGAGAUUAGUCAAGAGGACUUCAACUCGAUUCUAGGUUAUUGGGAUUCUGUACUUUUACCUAAUGGCAAACAAGCUUAUAAUACAUUUGUUAUAACAGCGAAGGAAACUGAAAAAGUUGCAGCUAUUGGAACUGUAUUUGUUGAAAAGAAAAUUAUACAUAAUGGAGGUUUAGUUGGUCAUAUUGAAGACAUUGCAGUGAAUAGUGAUUUCCGUGGUCAAAAACUUGGUAAAGUUCUAAUAAAUUAUCUAAGUUCAAUUGGCAAACAAUUAGGAUGUUAUAAGAUAAUCUUAGAUUGUGAUGAGAAAAAUGUUGGAUUUUAUGAAAAAUGUGAUUAUAAUAAAGCUGGUAUUGAAAUGCAAAUUAGAUACCAAUAG